AUGUAUAAAGUUGUCUCCUCUCUAAGUGGCCGUUGUGCAGUUUUAACAGGACAGUCCUGCUGUCGAUUCCACUUGGCAAGUGGUGCAUUAUGUCAGAAAUCAACCUUCAGACACCCUCCCGCAGACAUCCCACAUAUGCCCCCAUGCAAUUUCAAACCGGAGGAAUACACGGGUAUGUCCAAGGAGCGGAUGAUGGAGAUCCGCAGGCAGAACUGCAACCCCAUGAUCAUGAAGGUUACCUCCUAUAAGAGACCAGUGUUCAUCCACCAGGGACACAUGCAGUGGCUGUGGGAUGUGGACGGGAGGCGAUAUCUGGAUGCAUUUGCUGGUGUGGCGACUGUCAGUGUGGGACACUGCCACCCGAAGGUGACAGCAGCCGCAGAGCAGCAGUUGAAGAGACUGUGGCAUACUACAAACAUCUACGUCUUUCCUCCUAUCCAUGAGUAUUGUGAGAAACUAGCUUCCUACUUCCCAGAUCCUCUUAAGGUAAUAUAUCUGACCAACAGCGGCUCAGAAGCCAACGACCUGGCCAUGUUGAUGGCUCGGCUUCACACUGGCAACUUUGACAUCAUCACUCUCAGAGGAUCAUACCACGGUGGCAGCCCACAGACCAUUGGUCUUACCUCCAACGCAGCGUAUAAAUACCCCAUCGCCAAUGGCUUAGGCUGCUCAAAUACCAUGUGUCCUGAUGUGUUCAGAGGUCCAUGGGGAGGAAGCCACUGCAGGGACUCUCCUGUGCAGACCAUCAGAGAAUGUAGCUGUGCCCAAGGUCACUGCAUGGCAAAUGAUCAAUACAUUGGACAGCUCAAAGAGACAUUUGCUACUAGUGUCCCAAGUCGAAUUGCUGCUUUCUUUGGAGAGCCGAUUCAGGGAGUCGGAGGAGCUGUGCAGUACCCUAAAAACUACCUCAAGGAUGCUUACAAACUUGUGAGAGAGAGAGGAGGGAUCUGCAUUGCUGAUGAGGUCCAGACUGGAUUUGGGCGAACAGGAAGCCACCUCUGGGGUUUCCAAGGUCAUGAUGUCAUCCCUGAUAUGGUUACGAUGGCGAAGGGCAUUGGUAAUGGAUUCCCAAUGGGGGCUGUUGUUACAACACCAGAAAUUGCAGCCUCAUUUACCAAGGGGGUUCACUUCAACACCUUUGGAGGAAAUCCUGUGGCUUGUGCCAUUGCUUCAUCAGUGCUUGAUACUAUCCAAGAAGACGGCACACAGCAGAACAGUCUUACCGUGGGCACCUAUCUGAUGACAGAACUGGCAAAACUCAGAGACAAGUAUGAGAUUAUCGGGGAUGUCCGUGGAAAAGGCCUGCAGAUUGGUGUGGAAAUGGUCAAAGACAAGGCAAGCAGGGACCCGCUGCCUCCUGAGGACAUUGGUGAGCUCUUUGAGGACAUGAAGGACAUGGGAGUCCUGAUUGGAAAAGGAGGAAUCUACGGACAGACCUUCCGCAUCAAACCCCCAAUGUGCAUCACGAUGGCAGAUGCAGAUUUCUUGCUGGCAGUUUUUAACAAGUCCGUCCACAACUACAUGGAAAGAAGAUGAACGUCAGUUAAAGCUCGCUCGAGCCGAGGAGGAGGGGCCGACUUUGAAUUUUAAUAAACAGCAACUGACAACGGUUACAUAUUACACCUUUAACAGACCUCAGUAGUGAAAAUGAGAAAAUAAUCUGGCUCAGUGCCUUUCUAAUAACUUACUUGAAGUUAAUUUUGCUUGUCUUGGAUCUGCUGAAUCAUGAUUGAAUGUUACGUUUUAUGAUUGUAAUUCCUGAAAACAUGCUUUUUUUGCUGAUUAUAGAUGUGAAUGUAAUAAUAAUAAAUCUGUGAGCUUGAGGAACAA
Messenger RNA from Sebastes umbrosus (honeycomb rockfish), 1830 nucleotides. It is a transcript of the gene agxt2, whose product is annotated as alanine--glyoxylate aminotransferase 2. Gene Ontology annotation, biological process: glyoxylate catabolic process. The record is from RefSeq and is a predicted model, not a curated record. Gene Ontology annotation, molecular function: pyridoxal phosphate binding; L-alanine:glyoxylate transaminase activity. Bases 1 to 1536 code for a protein of 511 amino acids. The transcript is spliced from 15 exons. NCBI's taxonomy places the organism in Eukaryota, Metazoa, Chordata, Actinopteri, Perciformes, Sebastidae. Gene Ontology annotation, cellular component: mitochondrion.